Messenger RNA from Sordaria macrospora k-hell, 1371 nucleotides. The record is from RefSeq and is a predicted model, not a curated record. Lineage: Eukaryota; Fungi; Ascomycota; Sordariomycetes; Sordariales; Sordariaceae.
AUGUCCGAUCCGAUACCCCCGGCGUCCGCUGCGGCGCCUGCCGCUCCGGCUACAGCUACGGCUACACCUCCUCCUCCUCCUCCUCCGAAAGCACCCAGGCCGCAGAACCAGGCGCUCCGCAUGCUCGGUAUCCCCAACUUGCCCAGCAAGCUUCCCUCCCGCAAUUGGAUGAUCUUCUGGACCAUCUCGGCCUCCAUCACAGCCGCAAUCAUCUACGACCGCCGCGAGAAGAGGCGAAACAUCGCAAAAUGGAGACACGCCGUCGAGCAUCUGGCUGUCGAACCUCUCACCGACAAGCUCGGUCUUGAACAGCCGCGCAAGCUGACCAUCUACCUCUCCGCUCCUCCCGGAGACUACCUGCGAGUCGCUCAGGAUCACUACACAGAAUACGUCAAGCCUGUCCUUGCCGCCAGUGGCUUAGACUGGGAGUUUGUGCAGGGCCGCCGCGAAGGCGACGUGCGCGCCGUGGUCGCAGAAAGAGUGCGCAAGGUGCGCCGUGGCUGGGAGAACAAGGAAGAGGAGGACCCCAACCGCGAGCCUACAAAGGACGAGAUGAUAGAGAUCUACCGCCACCAGCGCGGCAUCAAGGACUACGACGGUGUUCGCGGCGACGUUGUCAUUGGCCGUCACACAUGGAAGGAGUACCUCCGCGGACUGCAUGAGGGUUGGUUGGGCCCGCUGGUCGCGCCCGCUGAGCCUGCGCCGCUCCCUCCCACACCCGCGCCCGCUGCGGUCGAGGGUAGCGCACCUACAGAAGAUAAGCCCGCGGAGGAGAAACCUGCGGAGGAGAAGAAGGAGGAGGAAGCCCCGAAGCCCAAGCGCCCACCCCAACCCAAGCCAUACAACACCACCGCCGAUUACCCGUCCGAGACCCUCCACCCCUUGACGCCACAGGAGCUCACUCCCUCGAUCCCCAUCCGUGAGCCUCACAUUCUCGGCUUUCUCAACACCCCCACGCGUAUGGUCCGCUUCUUCAACCGCCGCUCGCUCGCCGACGAUAUCGGCCGCGAAGUUGCCGCUGUGUGCCUGGCACACUACCGCGAAUUCCAGCAACAAACCAACACGGACGCCCCCUCUGCUGAUUCGGUGCAGUAUGAGCAGGCGAAGGAGCUCGAGUGGGAGGAGAAGGACUGGCCCAAGAAGGUAAAGAUUCACACGAAGCCAGUGGUGAUGGACCCCAGACUUGCGCACCGUAUGAGGAGGUUUGCCUUGACGCCCGAGGACGAGGAUCGGGUAAGCAAGAUCAAGGUGCCUGAGGAGGAGGUCGAGGGCUGGAUUAAGGGGUCAUUCAGGCAGAUGUACCGUUGGGGCGUCGACAAGGCCUUUAACAAGAAGAAGCUUGUCCCUUUGGAGGAUAAGGAUGUUGAGUAG